Messenger RNA from Amoebophrya sp. A120, 3198 nucleotides. NCBI's taxonomy places the organism in Eukaryota, Dinophyceae, Syndiniales, Amoebophryaceae. The record is from the annotation of a GenBank genome assembly.
CGAAUGAGUGCUCGUUCGUGGCCGAACUUAUUAUCACAAGCAGUGCAGCUGCAGCCCUCCCAAUUGUCUUUGUCCUUUUCAUCGUAUGGUGCUCUUUCACUGACCCGGAAUUUCUUCUUUUCUUUUGUAAGAUUUUUAUUCGGUCUACUACUACUUCACUAGGAAAUAAAGCAGUUGAAGCCAGAGAAAAAGAAAACCUUUCUCGUCACCAUGGCGUACGUGGCGUCAUGGAAGGCCCCGUUGGGGUCCAUCAUGGGCUCGCAGAAUAUGGAGCAGGAGUUGCGGAUCGGAAAACAAUCAGCUUCAGGAAUGAACGCAGUGUUUGAAAUGCGGUUUGCACUCAAAAUUUGCAUGACUUCGCGCAAGGAAUUGCGACCCUUCUGGGGAGGGGAGUCGCAAAAGAAUAAGAAAACUAUUCUCGGUUGUCCGGUUGUACUUAUUUUCUGCAUUUAUUUUUUGGCCGCGUUUUGAUUCCUGGGGUACUGUUUUCCACUCGAUAGGAGCCCAGAAAUGCGGAAAACAUCAACGAAACAUUUCGAAAAAACGAGACGGAAGGUAUACUCUUGUUUUGACAGAAAUUAUUUUUCUCCAUAGCGAUCUCUACUGAGUAUUAUGCCAGUGUAGUCGUGCAAAUAUUGGUCGUGAACAGUUUUGAGGCAGAGGUGCGAAAGCCGCCACCCAGUAUCUUUUCGAACACCAAGGAGUUUGCAAAGUCAGAGAAACCACAAUCCUCCAGGUUAUUUCAAGCCACCAUUUUGCCAAUGGCCCUUUGGAGGAACGAGCAAGAAGGAGACCAAGCAAAGAAUAAAAUCAGGGGAGCCAGUGGUAUAGACACAGCAAGUGUUAUUCUUUCGAGUUCUAGUACUUCGGCCGUGAUGUAGUUGCAACCACAUGAAGUACAAGUUGCAAACAAACAUGGUUCUACAUCACAGGUAAAAGCGGGCAGUUACGAAUACGAGCCAACGGCAAACGACUACUACUUUGGGAUGGGAAAAUUUUUAUCAUACAGAAAAUUAUUGCUAGUGAAGCCUGUAUUUGAUCAUAGAUGUUUUCACGUCGCACAAUGAAAAAGCCAGCAACGUGAAAGAACGAGCAAGGUAGAAUCGGGCAUAUGAUGCAGACAACAGAACGUCACGAUCUCCCGAUCCCGGUACAUAUUUGGAUACGGCGCCGGACGGGUUUAAGUUUAUACUUACUUGCAUCCAUUGGCAUUCGGGAUUUUGACUGUGCAAUACAUAGACAGCCGCUUCUAUGCUAGCACAUUUCUGUACGAUACGCAACCCGACCGAAAGACGAAGACGAAAUGUCGAUCCGCACCGAGUCCACGACACUCUACAUGCAGAGCAAUCUCUGUACGAAUUUACUUUCAACACAUUUUGAUGGAGUUUAUUGGCGUCGUAGUACCAAGCUGAGGAUAAAUGAAUAUUGACGUUUUUUUUGCUUUUUUUUUUUUACGAGGACGAGUCUAAACGUCAUCGUCAUUCCCUCCAUGCAAUAAAUGCAAAGGUACAAGAACGUUCGGACCCAACAAGAAGCCAAAUGCACUUCCGGGCGUCGUUAGCAGGCCAAAAUUCGAGAAGAGGCCCUUCAUCAAGCCAUACAUUGUCCCGGACUCGAUGAAGAACGUAUUUUUUGUUGUCUUUUGAUGCUAUUGCGUUUGUCCUGUUUCUUUUUCAAGAGCUCGAUAGUAACUCUAACAAACUGCAACGUGCUUGUUCUCGCGUUUUCUUGUGACAUGCGGGGCAUGAACAAAAAUAAAAAAGAAAAAACAGUACGACGCAAAAAUCGACAUCUUCGACAACGUGCAACACGAUGGUGUGCGAUCACCAAUGGCACCAAAGUAUCGUCUAUAGUUUUUCACUAUCUUUUGUUCGUAGCUGAUGAUACCUUCACAGGUCAUCAAACAUUUUAGAUGAUAUCGUUCGUGUGAGGACAUAGUAGGUAUUGAAUCGACUCCAAUUUAUUACUGUGAAACGAAACAAUUUUUCAGGGCCGACCAGGAAUUUCUGCCGCUGGAAAAGAACACGGCAAUUUUCAUUAGCAAGGCGGGGCACUCAGAAGAAAUGAAGCCGGCCGUGGGCAACCCAUAUGGUCCGGAGUUCUCGCCGCCACAGCCACUUCGGUCCGGGAAGAGGGGGCUCCCACGAUCAUACGCAGUCGGAGCGGUAUUACGGAAUUCUUGUUUAUUUCAAAAAGUCGAAAUGAUGGAUUUCGAUUUUUUCGAAGUUGUACGCAUGGAGGUUCGACUAUUCUUCUGAAGAACGUACUUUUUUUCGAUUGGCAAUUUGGAUCCGCAAUAAUACAGGUCCCGCGCGUAUCGGACAGCAUGCCCGCGGAGAAGGAGCCAGUGUGGCGACAGAAUGAUUCGCGUGUGCUGAUCAGUCCCCGCACGUACCUCAACGCAACGGAGAAGGUCACGAAGAAAAACAAGUACCUGGAAGACCGGUUGUUCGAACCGAAUGGAGACCUGGUGCUGACGUACGAAAACUAGAAAUGCACCCGGUGCAUUUCGAAACUUUAGUAAAAAAAGCUUCUUUACUUCUGUAAAUGUAAAACUUUCAACAGCAAACGUAAGAACUGCAAGCAAUGCAAAAAUGUCUUAGGAUUUCAACGAAUUUGGCAAGGAUAAUCCAGAAAAUUAUAUGUUUCAAACCGAUUCAGAUCAUCUGAUGACACAAAUAUAGCAAACUAGUUUAUUCUAAUUCGAACGUAUCUCGUUGUAGCUUUCAUCAGACGCACGGUUUUAGAGGUACACGAUGCAGCAUCAGGUUCGCGCUGCAUGCGCUUGCAACAAUCCUUGCAAGCGAAAGAGGAUCUUGUAUGAUUAGGUGUCGUCGUCUUCGUGUAGAAUAGUUUUCGAAACUAGAUGCACGACGACCACGCCCAAGCAGGUUUACAGUACCCGUAUUACACUAUCCCAGUUAGCACCAAUAGCGGGAAAGCAAGUCGGAGUUGUGAGCAGUCCCCUGUAAGCAAGCGCCGACUCGGAAUUUUCUGUAGAUAUAUGUUUGUGAGAACUACUGCACUCUUUCUCCGAAAGAAGUUCUAGAGAAGAAAACUAUGGCUUACACUGUACACCACGGUAGGGACUAAUGGAGGAAAAACAAUUUCGGAGGACAAUAAGGUAGAACUUCGAGAGCUUCUUGCGCAGGUUCUCUGUCUGCGCACCCUAAAAAAAGAAUUCUUCCGAUCCCGAAU